This is a messenger RNA of Trypanosoma grayi, 219 nucleotides long. RefSeq names its product brix domain containing-like protein. The transcript has a single exon. The record is from RefSeq and is a predicted model, not a curated record. The coding region runs from base 1 to 219 and encodes 72 amino acids. NCBI's taxonomy places the organism in Eukaryota, Euglenozoa, Kinetoplastea, Trypanosomatida, Trypanosomatidae.
AUGCAGAACCUGCGCGGGCAGCUGCACGUCGGCAAGCAGGACGUCGAACAGCUCAACCUCCGCCGCUUCAAGGCACACAGAAAGGUGCAACGCGGAGGGGCCGAUGGUGAUGCCGCUGCUGCUGAGGGUGGGGACGAGGAGGCGCCGCGGAAACGCCACCGUCGCCGUCGCGGUGGAAACGACGCCGACGACGAGGCGCGGCCAGAGACGGAUAUAUGA